Molecule: messenger RNA, 907 nt
Organism: Balaenoptera musculus (blue whale)
Lineage: Eukaryota; Metazoa; Chordata; Mammalia; Artiodactyla; Balaenopteridae
Gene: TCF24
Product: transcription factor 24
Exons: 3
Coding region: 299-802 (167 amino acids)
Biological process (GO): developmental process; regulation of transcription by RNA polymerase II
Molecular function (GO): DNA-binding transcription factor activity, RNA polymerase II-specific; protein dimerization activity; RNA polymerase II transcription regulatory region sequence-specific DNA binding
Source: RefSeq, a predicted model, not a curated record
UCGGAGAGGACCGAGUCCCCUGCACGGCACCUCAGGUUCCUGCGGACGUCAGCGGGUCCUUCUGCGGUCAUCCCACGCCGAGCUUGGCCAGCACGCACGCCUCGCCUCGCAGGAGCCCGCACAAAAGACGCGUCCGGCCCGGGCUGGAAGCAGCCGUAGCCUUCGGCUGGACGAGGAUGGAGUGACCGGCGCGGUCCUGGCCACGCAGACCCAGCUCGACGCUCCUCGCCUGCUCUCGCAGCGGAGCCGAACCUCGUACGGCCGCUCCAGGAAAGGGCGCGCGGCGCGGGAAGCCGCUAUGGACAGCGGCGGCCCCGCAGGCAGCCACCUGAUCGCCAGCAACGAGCCCGCGCCACCGGUAGCCGCCACCCGAGACUCGAGCCAGGGACGGACCGGACCGGGGCCGGCGGGCCCAGGCGGUGGCGCGCGCUCGGGGGGCGGGAGGCCGGCGGCAGCGAACGCGGCGCGGGAGCGCAGCCGCGUGCAGACUCUGCGGCACGCCUUCCUGGAGCUGCAGCGCACGCUGCCGUCGGUGCCGCCGGACACCAAGCUGUCCAAGCUGGACGUGCUGCUACUGGCCACCACCUACAUCGCGCACCUCACUCGCAGCCUGCAGGACGACGCCGACGCACCGGUGGACCCCGGACUGGGCGCCCUGCGCGGGGAUGGUUACCUACACCCUGUCAAGAAAUGGCCCAUGCGAUCAAGACUGUACAUUGGUGCUACUGGUCAGUUUCUGAAGCAUUCUGUCUCUGGAGAAAAAAUAAAUCAUGACAAUAUUCCAACAGACUCACAGCCUUAGGCUCUCCCCUGAGGGGGGCUGGUAGAAAGUGAUGUCGUUGUUUUUAAAUGAUAUGAAAUAACUCUAUAUUUAUUACAUCAGAUCUAACAAACAUCAUUUCUGAAA